Patiria miniata (bat star) is the source of this 3872-nucleotide messenger RNA. Its product is annotated as phosphatidylinositol 4-phosphate 5-kinase type-1 beta-like. The transcript is spliced from 14 exons. Bases 342 to 2672 code for a protein of 776 amino acids. NCBI's taxonomy places the organism in Eukaryota, Metazoa, Echinodermata, Asteroidea, Valvatida, Asterinidae. Gene Ontology annotation, molecular function: phosphatidylinositol kinase activity. The record is from RefSeq and is a predicted model, not a curated record. Gene Ontology annotation, biological process: phosphatidylinositol metabolic process.
CAUGUUUACCAGGCAAAAAACUGAGUUUCCGGUAUUUUGUAGCCAUGAAGUCGAGUGACUGACGGCCGAUCGCCCGAUUCCAAUAUUCCAAAAAACGCAUUUUUUUCGGAAAGUAUGUGCAAUAUACGGCCAAACGACAAUUUAUUGAACAGUUGUUCUCAUUGACGUCAAUAUUAACUUUGUAAACGACCAUUCAGAAAGUAUAUGAGGCAGUUUUCUUCAUUUAGGCUGUAGUGUCGAUCAUCGACGUUCGCGGGUCCACCACACGAGAGAGCGUAACACUAACACGGAAUAGGCGCUAGGCCGGCGCUCGUGUUUAUUGGUGUCGGCCCCCUAGGAAGAUGGCGGACGCUGCCGUGGCGCCGGCAGCGGCCAAACCGCCGAAAUUAACUCAAGAACGGGACAGAGAACGCACCAUUUCGGGAAAUAGUCUCAAAAUGGGUUCAAUGAAGUACAAAAGCAGAUCUGGAACCAUGGACGGCAGUAGUCCGCUGGGGGAGCAGCCUACCACUCCGAGACAGAAAAAAAUCGGCCACAGACGAGUGGACACUCUCGGAGAAACAACUUACAAAAAGACGAGUUCGUCUGCGUUGAUGGCCGCAAUUCAGCUGGGCAUUGGACACUCUGUCGGUAGUCUGUCAGCUAAACCUGAGAGAGACGUACUAUUGCAAGACUUUGCUGUGGUAGAGAGUGUAUUCUUUCCAAGUGAGGGCAGUAACAUCACACCUGCGCACAGCUACCCAGACUUCAGGUUCAAGACUUACGCCCCCAUCGCCUUCCGAUACUUCCGAGAAUUAUUUGGGAUUCAGCCCGACGAUUUCCUGAUAUCCCUAGUGGACCGGUCACUACGAGAGCUGUCCAACCCAGGAGCCAGUGGUAGCGUCUUCUACCUGACCGAUGACGAUGAGUUCAUCAUCAAGACGGUACAACACAAGGAGGCCGACUUCCUACAGAAGCUUCUUCCAGGAUAUUAUAUGAAUUUGAACCAAAACCCUCGGACGUUGCUGCCCAAGUUCUACGGUCUCUACACUUACCAGAGCGGCGGUCGUAACAUUCGUUUGGUAGUCAUGAACAAUCUGAUGCCGUCGGACAUUACCAUGCAUCAGAAGUUUGACUUGAAGGGCUCCACCUACAAGCGCAAGGCUUCCAAGGCCGAGAGACAGAAGACGUUACCUACCCUCAAGGAUCUAGACUUUGUGGAGGAGCACCCCGAGGGGUUGCUGCUGGACAAUGCUACCUACAACGCGCUGGUCAAAACACUCCAGAGGGACUGUAGGGUGUUAGAAAGCUUCAAGAUUAUGGACUACAGUUUGCUUGUCUCGAUACACAAUGUGGAACAGGCAGAAAGAGACAGGCAAAAUGAAAAUAACAGUACAGAUGGCAACACCGAGUCGCGGACGGCUGACACGCAGCAACUGCAGCAGCAACUGCAGCAGCAACUGCAGCAGCAACAGACCACAGAGAUCAUCACUCGGCCCACCAUGCUCCGAAGUCUGUCCGACUCGGGCUCGGGAGAGGACCAUCACGGCGAGAAAACGCCUCAUAAACUGGAACGUUCCAAGUCCUAUCUCAAUAAAUCCAAGCGACCGGCGUUCUCUACGACGAGAGAAGCCAUCCAGGGCCACGUGAAGCAAUCGCUGAUGCCCGAGGAGGAUGAAGAACCGAGUGGUGGUAUUCCAGCCAAGAAUUCUAAAGGAGACCGGUUGGAUCUCUUCAUAGGCAUUAUCGAUAUCUUGCAAUGUUUCAAAUUGGUGAAGAAGUUAGAGCACACCUGGAAGAAGAUGGUGCAUGACGGUGACACGGUGUCCGUCCACAGACCCAGCUUUUAUGCCUCGCGCUUUCAAGACUUCAUGUCCAAGUCAGUCUUCAGGAGAUUGCCACCUUCGAAACAUUCUCCCUCUAAACGAAAGGGUUUUAAUUACACUCCAUCAGUAGGGGGCGGCAGACCCAGAGCGCGCACCGUGCCAGCCGAGCUGAGUGAUCCGCAACGAGUCCACUCAUCACACGGGGGCAGUAUGUCAGCAACGCUAGAAGCAGGGGUGUCACUCUCGCACGGAGGCCAGGGUGGUGCUAAGCCAAAGGUCACGCGGCCUGACCUGGUGCCGAGCACACCGCCCAACUACGGUGAAGCCUUACAGAUCACUAGCUCACCGCGGAAGCUGAGCUCGGGCAGCGGCAAGCGGCAAGACGCUAGCGUCACGUUUGAGAGUCCGACGCGGAGCUCGGACGAGGACGGCGCAGCGGUGGACGUGGAGGACAUCACGAUACGAACCGAAGCCAUGGACGAACCCUUCGCUACGGAGGAACUCCAACAGAAACUGAGAGAAAUGGACGGGAAUCUAGACUACAACCAAAGGCCCACGCUGACUACCAUGUUCCCCUCCACCCCGACCACGACCCCAACCACCUCCCCGACAAUGACUCCCCCUUCCCUGUCCACCCCUCGCACCUACAGCGGUAGCAGUACCAUCGAUACGCAGAGCGAGUCCUCGCCGCGCAAGACGGCCGACCUGUCCACGGAUUCAUCCGAGAGGCUACGGGAGUUGCCCAGCCCGACUAGAGAGGGCGAUGUCGGUCUGAGGAUACUGAGCAAGGAGGAGAAGGGGCCGGAGUUUGAGGAGGGCGCUGGUCAGGGAGACGAGGAGGAGGAAGAUGAACAGUGUUGGUUGUGAAUAGAUUCAGCUUUUGUCUACCGUCAACUGUAACCGCUUAACAUCAUGUUAUAUGAAAUCAAAGAUCUCAUGAGAAGGCCUCUCCAGACUGUCUUGCUUUUACAUCACCAAAGUUCAGACCAUCGGACUGACCCUCAAAUUUACAGCCUUGUCAGUCUGGUUGGCGAUUAUAGAAAAGUAUCAAAAUUAUUGUUGUUAAUCUCUUUGUUUUUGGUUGUUUUUUUUGUUUGGAAAUGUAUUGAAGAUGCUGCAGUGUGGAUAUUUGAGUUCCCAACCUGGGGCAAAUCUUGGGAUGUCUCAAGGUUUCGAUUUGGAAAGAAAUGAAAAUGAUGUCAGUGUGAAAAGGCCUUAAAAUGAGUCAGAUAGUGCCAAAGCCCGAUUGGAGGUUCAUGCUCAUGCACAUGUAAUAACCACUCAUCUCUAUUCUAACAGGACUGGCUGCUAUAUGCUCAUUGGCCAGUGUGCCUUGAAGCAUCUCGUCCGCCAUCUUGGGUCUCCAAAACAUCACCUUUUGCAAUUAAGGUUUUGUACACUGAAAACAACAAUAUCCCUAGUCCCUAUUUCAAUCUGAAAAUUUAAACAAAAUGCAAAUUUUGAACUAAAGCAGCAUGUAAAGUUGCAUCAAAAACUUGGGAAUCACACCUUUUUGUUACCCCCCCCCCAAACAAAAAUGGUUGGUGUUGCAGCCUUUCAUUUGCUGAAGAAAGAACAGCCUACUCAGGCCUUUUGUGAUAGAAAUUUUCAGAAAUCCUGCAAAAUCCACCACAAAUGGCACAUUCUUUGUAUCAUAACUCUCAAGAAGCAUGAAGCUCCAUGUAAAGUAAUUGAUGUAUCCCUGUACCUGUUUCCCAAAUUUUCCCUUUUUUUGCUGUUCAGUGCCUGAUCAACCAAAAAACAGCAACACCAAAUGUUUAGGUUUGUUUUCUUCGUCGGAAACCAUUUCGCAUAAUUUCUAAAAUGUUUCAAAUGCAAGCUUCUUAUGGUGGCAGUAAUUCUGCUUCAGAUAUUUCACGUAUAUUGUUGGAAAUCCAUACUUGGGUAAUAAAAUUAAAGGUAAUAUGCAACAUUUUGCAAGCAUAAAAAAACCCAAAACUACCAAGUUAUGAUGAAAUUCCUUACUUGAUGGUAAGUGAAAAAUAGUCUCAAGCAUCCUGUGAAAUCAUGGCACCUGGUGUGCCGUCAUUUUUGAGAAAAGUGGAA